AUGCGCUUCCGUUCGAUUUUAUGGGCGACAGCUGCUCUGGGCAUCAGCGCAGCACCUGAUGCCACGGCUCAGACCGGUGUCACGGGCGACGCGUUGGAGGGCUACGCAUUCCUAUACUUCACGGGCAGCGAUGAACAAAUCUACCUCGCGGCCAGCAACGGCAACGACGCCCUCUCCUUCACGGAGCUCAACAAGGGCAAGGCGAUCCUCAGGUCGACGCAGGGCGACAAGGGGCUGCGCGACCCGUUUGUGAUGCGCUCGCACGACGGGUCCAAGUUCUACAUCCUGGCGACGGACCUCUGCAUCGGCUGCGGCACCAGCUGGGGCGACGCGCAGGCGCGCGGGAGCCGGCACAUGGAGAUCUGGGAGUCGCGGGACCUCGUGACCUUCUCCAGCCAGCGCCACGUGCUCGUGUCGCCCGAGACGUACGGAAACACGUGGGCGCCCGAGGCCUACUGGGACGCGGACCUGGCCACGUACGUCGUGUACUGGGCGUCGGGCAUAUACGACGACCCCGAGGGCAACCCGGACCGGGCGCAGCUCACGUACCAGCGCAUGGUGUACGCGACCACCGACGACUUUGUGACGUUUUCCGCCCCGCGCGUCUGGCAGGACGAGCCGCCGCACGGCCGCAUCGACAGCACCGUCGUCCGCGCCGACGACGGCACCUACCACCGCUUCACCAAGGCCACCACCGCCGACGGCUGCGCCGACAUCGUGCAGGAGAGCAGCCGGAACCUGACCGCGCCGCUGGCCGACUGGGCGCGCGGCCCCACCUGCAUCGGCACCAGGGCCGGCACCAAGGCCGUCGAGGGCCCCUGCAUCUUCAGGACGAACCCGGGUGACGUCAGGGGUGGCAAUCGGUACGUCCUGUUGGUCGACGAGUUUGGCGGCGACGGCUACGUGCCCCUCGAGUCCAACCAUCUGGCCUCGGGCAGCUGGACGCUCAACAAAAACUUUACGUACCCCAAGACCCCGCGCCACGGCACCAUCAUCCCGCUGACCGCCAAGGAGUUGGAGGGCAUCAGGAAGGCUUAUGGGGCAUGA
Molecule: messenger RNA, 1047 nt
Organism: Pyricularia pennisetigena
Lineage: Eukaryota; Fungi; Ascomycota; Sordariomycetes; Magnaporthales; Pyriculariaceae
Exons: 1
Coding region: 1-1047 (348 amino acids)
Source: RefSeq, a predicted model, not a curated record